ACGCAUGCGCAGUUGCACACCACAACAGUGUGGUUCUGUGCUGCACUGACUCAGGCCUUGUGAAUUAAAUCUACAGCUGUUCUUUUAUAUUUAUGUAGGCUACAUUUCCUUAGCACCAUGGACCCCGAGUUGUACAUAGCAGCUGCGCUCAUUUUGCUCGUCCUCAUCUUGUUUGCGGUGAAAAUCCGGGGUAAAACGCAGCAAGCUGAUGCUGAGCAACGGCGUGAAGUGGUCCAAGCCGCGAUGGCUCGUCCUAGGGUCCCGGAGGAGAGAGGGGCCGGUAUGCCCCGCAGGAGGAGGGGCAUGGCUUCUGUGAUGGCCAACAGACGAGCACAGCCAGAAGAGAGACCAGAACCAGACCAGUAUGAGCCUGAGGAUGAAGAGGAAGCAGAGCCACAGAAUACUCAGCCCACUGCCAAAAUCGGAGCUAAAAAGCAGAGGAAGCUGGAGGAAAAACAGGCCAAGAAAGCUCAGAGAGAGGCUGAGAUGGAGGAGCGGGAGGAGAGGAGGAAGAUGCAGGAACUGAGAGACCAGGAGAAGAAACAGGAGGAGGAGAGGGAGAGGCAGAUGGAACUCAAACAGGAGGAAGCAGAGCGGCGAGCCAAAGAGGAGCAGGAGAGGAGAGAGGAGGAGGAGUACCAGAAACUGAAGGCGGAGUUUGUCAUCGAGGAUCAGGGAGAGGCAGAGCAGCUCACAGAAGACCAGUCUCGUAACCUCUUGCAAGAAUUCAUCCAGUAUAUCGAGAACUCAAAGGUGGUGCUGCUGGAGGAUCUGGCUUCUCAUUUUGAGAUGAGGACUCAAGAUGCCAUCAAGAGAGUCCAGGAGCUGCUAGCAGAUGGAUUACUCACAGGAGUUAUUGAUGACAGGGGCAAGUUCAUCUCCAUCACCCCCGAUGAGCUGGAGUCUGUGGCCCAGUUCAUUCGGCAGAGAGGCCGAGUGUCCAUCUCCGAGCUCGCCCAGGCCAGCAACAGGCUCAUCAGGCUAACACCAGAGGGCACUGUGACUGUAUGAACCAAGCACAUGGACUACUACUAUUUAUACUGUAAUGGAUUUGGAGAGGAAAAAAGUAAAAAUAUCAACUUUAUGAAUGAAAUUAUUGUCUGGGUGGAUUUCCUCCGGGCACUCUGGUUUCCCCCAUCAACUCAAAACAUUGACCAUAGGUAAAAUCUUCCAGUUGAGAUAGUCCUGACCAAGAUCAGCCCGAGAUCGGGAAAUGGGUCCCCAGGUAGGAAGGGAAGGGCAUUUUUUUUGAUAGGGGAUCCACCACCUGUUUGUGCUUUUGAAACUGUCCAGGGAGAUGAGAAUGUUUUAAUAACAUACUACAGAACAUUCUGGGAAAAGCAAUAAUACAUACAUGCAGCCAACCAGAUGGCAGACCCUCCACUAAGAUCAUAAUGAGGAUUUUAGAGUCUGCAAAAUCUGACUAAAUGUUGUCAAUAUUACAAAGAAAUAUAAUGUCAAUGUGCUGUAGGCCUGGUUGUAAAUCACUUUUACUUCAGUGAUUGUAUUGUAAUUAACUGAAGCAGCUACAAGUGUGAAAAAGAGUGUAGACAGAUGACAGUUAUAUAUUGCCCCUCAGGUUUGAAUAAACAGUAGUUAAUUAGGAAGAUUUUAAUAAAGAUCAUUUUUGCUCAGAGCUGUAGACAAAGGGAGUGGAGUGUGACAUCAUCUUAUAUCCAAACCUUCAGGGAACAAUUAUGUACCCAUCUGUCUAUUAUCCCGAGCUACUCCACCCCAAGACCAGAAAAAGCAAAAAUAUGGAAUCCUUUGUCAUUAUAGAAAGUGAAUUUGUUUAAAAUUGAAAUGAUUUGAAGGAUCAUGAUGAACUGCUUCACUUUUUAUCAGAUUAUUAAAACAUUCUUAUAUCAAAAAGAAUACUUUAUUUACUUAUUUGCUGUUUCUGCUAUUUUACAUUAAAAUAAAUUUACAAAAGAUAAACAUUAAUUUUGAAACUUCCUACAGAAUUUGAAAUAAUUCCAGUAUCAUACAAUUCGAAAACUUGACACUUUACAACAAUUACAGCAAAAUUCCAAAUUCUAACAUAAGUGGAUU
Molecule: messenger RNA, 2052 nt
Organism: Periophthalmus magnuspinnatus
Lineage: Eukaryota; Metazoa; Chordata; Actinopteri; Gobiiformes; Gobiidae
Product: DDRGK domain-containing protein 1-like
Exons: 8
Coding region: 118-1011 (297 amino acids)
Source: RefSeq, a predicted model, not a curated record